This is a messenger RNA of Pseudovirgaria hyperparasitica, 1839 nucleotides long. RefSeq lists its product as uncharacterized. Gene Ontology annotation, molecular function: sequence-specific DNA binding. The record is from RefSeq and is a predicted model, not a curated record. Gene Ontology annotation, cellular component: nucleus. The coding region runs from base 437 to 1768 and encodes 443 amino acids. Lineage: Eukaryota; Fungi; Ascomycota; Dothideomycetes; Acrospermales; Acrospermaceae. The transcript has a single exon. Gene Ontology annotation, biological process: positive regulation of transcription from RNA polymerase II promoter by glucose.
UCCGUCUUUCUCACCACCAUAAACAACAACGCUGAAGAUAUCAAACUGCUACCCAUCACUGCUACUCUUAUUUGCUUCCUUUCUUCCGUCGCUCAGACUCCUGCCAGUCGUGCUGACUCUCCAAACAACACCUAUCCUCACUUCCCUGCCUCGCUGCUUGCUUCGGUCCGACCUUGUCGAUCACCGAACCCUUCAUCCACUUCACCAACCUUAGCUGUCCCGUCGUUCGUCUACAGCUCCACCAUCUACACUCUCGCGUCGCGCAAUCUGCUCGCCGCCAGACCACUAUCUCAGAGCUUCGUCACAUCGUGAUCGUGAGUUGGCCUACUUCCUGUCUCCCUUUCGAUACCACCGCAGUCGCGUUACGACUACUUGUCCUUGACCUCUGACUCACACCUUCACAGGAGAGCUCUACCCCAGUCAACCUCGAAUAACAAUGGCCGCCAUCCCAACCAAGCCCUUUUCCAGCCUCAGUGCUGCUGUCGCCGCUGGCAAGCAUGCCGACUUCAACUUUCGCCAGGAGUCUGCUAACGCUGCUGCCUCGGCCAGCAAGCCUGAUUUCUCGGCUUAUCCUCUCAACCUUCCCACUCCUCCAAACUCCUUGUCGCCAGAGCUGCAUGCUCACAAGGGCCAUCGCACCUCUUCCAUCGCGCUCGAGUCUGAGAUAGACCUUCAGGAUGCGGUUGAACAUGCUCAGGCGCAGGACCAGCCCACGGCUCUUUCCAGCGCUGCCUUGUCCGGCCUGGAGGCGUCUGCUGUCAUCACUCCUUCUAUGCUCGCGAAGCAUCACCUUCCCGAUAUCCUCCUUCCGAAUGGCCCCAUGGCUAUUCGAUACAUUCUCAACUGCUUGACGCAGUCGGUACCAGGCUUCUCUAGUAUACCACCACCCAAGGCCCGCAGGCUCGUGGUUAGCGCACUGGAGAUCCGGGGUGGCGGAGGCCUGAAUGGUGACGUCGAGUUCGAGAAGGUUGGCUGGGGUCGCUGGGAUGCGAGAACCCGCGGUCAACCUCCUCGAGAAGGCCGCGGCAGUCUCCAACCAGGGUCCUUCCCUGUCUCGGAACGCGCGCGACUUGGAAUGUCCCCACCCUUGAGCGUCGCAGACUCGUACGCCAUGUCGAGUGCUGGUCUUCAGAUACCAGAAGCUACGCGUCGACAGCGACACGAUAAAUUUGGGGGAUCUUGGGCCGCCGACUCCAUGCUUGAAAAUGACCUGGAAAUGGACAUAGGAAUGAAUGUCGCGGAACACGAGGCCGACAAGAUGUCAUUGGACGGAUCCGAAGACUCGCUCGACUCGGACACUUCGUCUUCCGCUGAUGAAGGUGUACCAGGGCGCGAAAUCAACAUGGAGGAUGAUGACGCGACUGACGAGGAGGACUGGGCCGCGAUUGGUCCGGAGGCCCUGAAACACGGGUCUUUGUUCUACGGUAGCCCAAAGAACACCAACAGACGUGCUUCAACAGCACGCAUGAGGUCUUCUAACAGUGCCGGAGUGGGACAGGCGAAAUCCGUCCCGCGCCCCAGAAUUUCAUCCUACGACAACCGCACGCAUUCGUAUAAUCACUCGCAUGUGCGUCCCCAGAUGGAACGGCGCUCCGUCUCUGCUGUGCACGCUUCGAAGAUGUUUACCGCCAGAUCUCACAAUUCUCCGGCAUUUCCGAUUUCUUCUCUCCGUGGAGGAGCGGCAAGCCAACACGUGGACCUCGCCAUCAGCAAGAACAGCCCUGAACGUGAAGCCAUCGAAGCGCUUCUCAAGAUGGGAAGCAUGUGAGCUAUCCGAAUUAUACGACAUGCGCAGGCGCAUCGGCGGCGCAUGCCGAUACAACAUGAUUACACGUCAUA